AUGCCUAUAAUCUAUCUAUCUAUCUAUGUAUGCUUAUUCACAACGACCUACUAUCUAUCUAUCUAUCUAUCUAUCUAUCUAUCUAUCUAUCUAUCUAAGACUAUUUGCAACUAUCUAUCUGUAUAUAUAUUCCUAUUUUCAACGAUCUAUCUAUCUGAAUAUAUAUGGUCAUUAGCAAUAGACUAUAAUCUAUCUAUCUAUCUAUCUAUCUAUCUAUCUAUCUAUCUAUCUAUCUAUCUAUCUAUCUAUCUAAGCUUAUUUACGACGAUCGAUCUAUCCCCUGUAAUCUAUCUAUCUAUCUAUCUAUGUAUGCUUAUUAGCAACGACCUACUAUCUAUCGAUCUAUCUAUCUAUCUAUCUAUCUAUCUAAGCCUAUUUUCAACGAUCUAUCUAUCUGAAUAUAUAUGCUUAUUUACAACGAUCGAUCUAUCUGUAUAUAUAUGGGCAUUAGCAACUGCCUAUAAUCUAUCUAUCUAUCUAUCUAUCUAUCUAUCUAUCUAUCUAUCUAUGUAUGCUUAUUAG
Molecule: messenger RNA, 522 nt
Organism: Acanthosepion pharaonis
Lineage: Eukaryota; Metazoa; Mollusca; Cephalopoda; Sepiida; Sepiidae
Source: the annotation of a GenBank genome assembly